This is a messenger RNA of Quercus robur (English oak), 1491 nucleotides long. RefSeq lists its product as uncharacterized. The transcript has 2 exons. NCBI's taxonomy places the organism in Eukaryota, Viridiplantae, Streptophyta, Magnoliopsida, Fagales, Fagaceae. Gene Ontology annotation, biological process: transcription by RNA polymerase III. Bases 192 to 884 code for a protein of 230 amino acids. The record is from RefSeq and is a predicted model, not a curated record. Gene Ontology annotation, cellular component: RNA polymerase III complex.
AAUAUUAUAAAUAGGGCGCAUGCCCUCAUAUAUUAUUGGCAUAUUGUGGAAGCGCCACUAUAUAUAUACAUAUAUAAUAAUAAUUAUUGUGAGAGGAAAGGGAAAGGGUUUUUCUCUGCCUCUGCUCGCUUGCCUCUGUGGUUUUGAAACAUUAAAGACAGCAAUUCUAAGAAGAACAUUUUGAUCAACAAAUGGCAUUACCUCUCAAACGUGGACGAAAUUCUAUGACUCCUGCACAAGUAUCUCAAGAUGCAAACCACACGGUCUUAGAAGUGAUAUUGAGCAGGGAAAACAAUGGAAUAACCAAACCUCAAAUUAGGUAUGAAACCAAAUUGGCCGAUACAAUUAUAGCAAAAUCCAUUAAUUUACUCAAACUGCAAAACAAGAUAAAAGAAGUGACCGACAUCCGAAACAAGAGAACUAAGCUUUUUAUGGGGGCCGGAUUUGAAGCCUCAAAGGAAGUGACCGGAGGAGAGUGGUAUACAGAUGGGAAGCUAGAUGUUGAAUUCGUAUCCACCUUGAAAAUCUUGUGCUUAAAGAGUAUGCAAAAAGUGGGAGUAGCUACUGUUGAAGAUAUAGCAGAGUCCAUUGAAAGGUUGGGUGUGUUCAAAGGCAACAAUAUUGAUUUGAAUCAGAUUCAUCAGGUUUUGGGGUCAUUGGAGUUGGAGGGUGAGGUUGAGAAAAUGAGUGAUGAUGGGCAGGGACGUGUCUCGUCUGUGCCAAUUGGGAAGAUUUGUUAUAGGACUCGAGCCAAGAAGUUGGAAAAGACUAAUGCAAUGGCAUCAAUCCCUUGCGGCAUUUGUCCUCAGAUUAGCCUUUGUACACCGGAUGGUAUCAUCUCUCCAAUCACAUGUGUCUAUUAUAAAAGGUGGCUAGAUUUCUAGCCUAAAGUUUUGGAGUAAUAUAACAGUCUGAACUCUCAUCAAGUUAUGAUUUGUUUUAAAAUUUGUUGCAUAGUUUUUAGUUCCUUGCUUUUCAUGGACUAUAUGACAUGUGCUUCUUUCACCUAUGCUGAAUUCUAGAGGUUUUAAUGAGGUAAUUGAUGCAAGAAUCUAAUACAAGUGAAAAUUCUUUGUGUUCAACUUGCAGACUCUGGUUGCUCAUGUCUUUGGCAAAAUUCAAUCUUAUUGUCUAUCAACUUUAUGUCAUAGAAGGUAAUGUGUGGAUUCUCAGGCAUUUUCUUAUCUACACAUUUUGUUAUAUAGAAAAAGGCAAUGUACUUUGUCAAAUGAUACAUAACUUCAGAGGACCAAACGAGCAUGAUGUAAAAUAAAUGGCCAUCCUUCUUGUAUUUGUUUGAUAUGUGUGCAGUAUUAUAAGGCCCUUGGUGAAAAGCUUUUUUCUUUUGUGCAUUAGUAAACUGUAACUUUAUAAACUUAUCCCUUCAUGAAGAAAAUGAGUUCCGUAUUCCCUUUAUUGUCUAGCCUUGAGAAUGUAUAACUUUUGGAUUAGUCCAUCAGUAAUAUUAUCAGCAAUAUAUUAAGUUUAGUA